GGGAGCGGCAGAGCUUUUGGGGGAAGGCGGCUGGGAGGGUCGGGAUGCUUUGGGAAACCCCUGGCCGGCACCGAAACGCUGGAGAGCACCCCUGGGUGUCCCUGGAAGUGGGUGAGGGAGGGGAGGUCUGUUGCUUAGAGGAGGGGCAGUAUCAGACACCAGGAAGAGUUAAAUGUUGCACCCCAGAGUUGUUGUUUUCCAGUACUUAAAAAAAACCACGACUCCAGAUUUAAAGUUCCCCAUGAGAUGCAAAAUGAUCCUCGUCUUCACAUACCCUGUGAAAAGUCUGGUGUUCAGUUUGCUGGAGAAUCUGCCAUCUUUUGCAUCUGCUUCUCAGCUAAAAAGGGAUUUUGGUUUUUGGAGGGAGGUUUCUUAUAAAUGGGUUUUUGGAGAAAGCCCCUUGGAUUUAUUCCAGCUUCUUGGAGUCUGGUGGUACUGAUCUGCAAACCCAAAGACUCUGUUUCGCUCUGUUGUGUUGGAAUUUCCGGAGCUGUGCUGCAGGGGUACCUUAGGAGUACUGCAGGUGGAAGUAACUGCAGGCUGAACUUAAUGUGGGAAGCUGGAGCAAGUAUAGGUAGCAUCUUUGCUGGCUAGACAGCUAGCUAAGCCUGGUGGGGGUUUUAUUUUGCAGAAGUGUUUCCGGAAAGCUGUAGAUUCACCCUCAAGUGGCUGACCAAAUGUCUAUGGGAAAUUUACAAGCACUCCCCGCACUUCUGAGUCCUAGCAAUUCAGAAGCAUACUGCGCCCAUCUCUGGAAGUAGAGCAUCGCCAACGAGGCUAGUAGCUAUUGAUGGCCUUCUCCAUAAAUGUUUGCAAUCCUCUCUACGUGUUUGGUUUGGAAACAAGCCUCACAUACAUAAAUGAUGUUUCCAACAGAGGCAGAAAGAAAAUAAUGGCUGGUAAUGACGACCUCUUAAAGAAUCUGCAGAACAACUUGCAAGAGCUGAACAACCUCCGCUCUAGGUAUUACAUAUCCGCAAAACGUACCUUGUCUGCAGGGGCCAAGGCACUGCUUCGUGACCAGCAACAACUGCCAAGGGAGAAUAUGAACAUCCAGCCGUUUGCUCCUAGAAAGAGCAUCCGCCACCGUAACCCCUACUGGCCUGAUGAAGAAAUCCGGACCUUCAUUGAGAUCUGGGGCGACGACCAAGUCCAAGCCUCACUGGCCACCAAUUUUCGCAAUGAGGCUCAGUAUGAGUGGAUCUCUGAUCGGAUGCGGGAAUACGGCUAUGACAGGGAUAUGAAGCAGUGCCGUUUGCGUGCCAAAGAGCUUCGGCGAGGAUACAAGGCCAUUGUUUGUGGAAACAACUCCUCUGUGAGUGGCCAACGUGCCCUGCCGUUCUAUGAUUCCUUGAAUAGUUUCCUGUGCAUGCACAAAGGCCUGGUGGUGUCCAAAGUCUCCCUCUCCAUAGAUCGGAGGAAUCGAGAGGCACAAAAGCUGGGGCUGGAGCAGGAGAAAAAUGAAAAACUAAGCGUCGUCCUCGUUUCCGACGACGACGAAGCCUCCAUCCCAGAGCCUGCGGAUGACUCAAAUGGCUAUUUUCAAGACCCGCGGAUGGAUUCCGACCCUGUGAAUGCCCAGUCUCCAGGUGAUGAAUGGGAGCAGCACGGAGAAGACGACAUCCUGGCAGGUGAUGAGGCUUUGCCCCAUUUCCCCAGUGCUAGAGGAGAGAGCCAUUCGGCUGUCAAUUCAGGCCCAUCCAGCUCCUUCCCCAGGGGGCCCCUGGCCGACACUGACAGAGUGAGCAACCACUGGAGCAGGAAACAGAGGAAGCAACCUGACACUGCCUCGGACCUCGUGGACGCCAUAUCGCAAGUGGGCGACAGGCUAGUGUGUGCCCUAUCCGAUUUGCACUCGAGGCACAGGGAGACGUCUGAGCUUACGCAGGCCAGGGAGAGCAAUGCCCGCAAGGAGGAGCUGACCAUCCUCGCAAGCCACGUGGGCCAGGCCACCAAAAACAUGGACAAACUCAUCACUCUUAUGGAGACGUCGACCAGGCGGAUCGCAGAUGCCAUGGACAGGCAAACAGCUGCCUUGGAGAACCUGGCACGGUUGUUUGCCUCCAGGGCGCCAUCUCUUCCAGUGCCCUCCACAUCCCAAGGGCAGCCUCCGCAUUUCUCCCCAAGCACCUCUGUACUGCUUCCAUCAUCAUCAUCACCGCCACCGCUGGUGCUGCACAGUGCUCCAAACGCUUUGGGGGCCCACCACGCCAGUGCUCCCAAAGCUCCAGAAUCACCAGCUCCCAGCGAAGCUGAGGAAUGCCAGCCAGAGAAAAAGAAAAUAAAAACAGAAGGCAACUAGUGGAAUCUCAUCAUUUGACAAUCCCUCAAACAUGCUUCUUUGCUCUCAUUGGGUAGACACUCAUGCUUAAAAAAAAAACUCCUUUGAGGGGGAAAGUCAGGAUGGCGGAAGCUGUAACAAAUCUCUCUUUUUUUUAAUGUAGCCAGAAUUUCAGUUUGAAGGUAUGUUUGCGUAGAAGAGGGAAGGGUGAGUUUUGCCUAGGAUGACAAAACUGUAGAGUUCACUGGCAUUCCACUGUUCUGUCCCUUGCUUCAUAUUCUGUUGCUUCGUUAUGCAAUUCGGACUGCAGUCCUGUGCACAGUUGCUAGGAAGUAAAGCCCCACUGAACUGUGUAAGGGUGGUUCAGAUCUAGGCUUAGGCCACAGAGAAGGUUGGUUCAAAAUCUCUGCUCAGCCCUGAAGUUGGUUGGUGGCCUUUGUCAGCUGCUGUUUUUCCUCUCUCCAAAUGGGUAAUACAAAUCUGCACUGCUUGGUGGUUUUGAAGAUGAGCAAUUUAAAGACUGUGAAUCAUUGUGCACAGUGAAACCGAUAUAAAUGAGUAGAGAACAUUC
Molecule: messenger RNA, 2852 nt
Organism: Podarcis muralis (Common wall lizard)
Lineage: Eukaryota; Metazoa; Chordata; Lepidosauria; Squamata; Lacertidae
Source: RefSeq, a predicted model, not a curated record